GCUUCUCCCAUUCUCACAUCACGAGUUAACCACAAGAAAACUACAUCACCUGAACAUGUCACCGAUCACCACUCUACUUCUAUGCCUGAGCCUUAGCCUCAUCUCCCUGGUCCAAGGCUGCCCUAAUGAUUUCGAUGAAGCUGAAGGCGUCGCCGAUCUCAUGGGCGACGAAGAGCUCGAAGGACUAGAUGAGAUGCCGAUGAUGGCGGCCGGUGCGACCGGGGAAGGAGAGGGGGACGGUGAAGGACUCAGCGCCCAGGACCAACUCUUAGCUUUCCACGAACGAGACAGGAGAGGGGCGAGCUUGAAUAAGAAAUAUGACGGCAUCAGCAAUUUAGAUCGCUCAAUCACAGACUACUCAUCAACCCUGAUGCUAUGUAGAGUCGGAGACAUUUGCAAGAAAGCGUUUAAAAACAAAUUCAACUGCAAGUGCAACCAACUUACUUACUGCGUCGCAAGCGGAAGGUAUUACGAUGCACGAUGCAGCUACAGCGCUGUGGGACUUGUCUUCUACCAGCCGUAA
Lytechinus variegatus (green sea urchin) is the source of this 523-nucleotide messenger RNA. RefSeq lists its product as uncharacterized. The coding region runs from base 56 to 523 and encodes 155 amino acids. Lineage: Eukaryota; Metazoa; Echinodermata; Echinoidea; Temnopleuroida; Toxopneustidae. The record is from RefSeq and is a predicted model, not a curated record. The transcript has 2 exons.